Lycium ferocissimum is the source of this 2049-nucleotide messenger RNA. RefSeq names its product alkane hydroxylase MAH1-like. Bases 185 to 1735 code for a protein of 516 amino acids. NCBI's taxonomy places the organism in Eukaryota, Viridiplantae, Streptophyta, Magnoliopsida, Solanales, Solanaceae. The transcript has a single exon. The record is from RefSeq and is a predicted model, not a curated record. Gene Ontology annotation, molecular function: iron ion binding; monooxygenase activity; oxidoreductase activity, acting on paired donors, with incorporation or reduction of molecular oxygen.
ACCGUCUCACAUUCAUCUAGCUCUAACCCUUGCUACUACCAAGAUAAGCAAAAAAGAUUUUAAAAUGGUUCUUGAUAUUCAAUUCCACCAAUGGAUAUGCCAUUUUGAAACCUUUUAUAUGAAUAGAAUAGAGGGUUGUCUACAAACCAUAUGAAGUAGAAGCUCCAAAGAGAAAAUAAACAUUAUGCUAGAAAUGACUUUUACUUCUCUAUUGGCCCCAAUAGGGUACCUUGAAAUUUUUAUAGCAAUCUUUUUCUUUCUUGUAUUCUGGGCAUUAGCAGAUAACAAAAAUGGCCAACCAAAGAAUUGCCCGAUUUUCGGAAUGUUCCCAAGCCUUCUUCUCCAUAUACACAGAAUCCAUGAAAGAAGUACAGAGGUUCUUUCAAGAACUGGAGGUACUUUCUUGCUCAAAGGCCUUUGGUUUACUAAUAUGGACAUUCUUGGCACAGUGGAUCCAGCAAAUGUGAACUAUAUCAUGAGUUCGAAUUUCCCAAAUUUUCCAAAAGGGCCAGAACACAAGAAGAUUUUUGAUGUUUUAGGCGAUGGAAUUUUUAACGCCGACUUGGAUCUGUGGAAGAAUCAGAGGAAACUCGCUAGAGAAAUGAUCAUUCAUCAAAGAUUUCACAAGUGUCUGGUAAAAACCAACGUUGACAAGGUCGAAAAUGGCCUGAUUCCGGUCCUCGAAUUUGUGGCUAAACAAGACAGAGUUCUUGAUUUACAAGAUGUUUUCAAGAGGUUUACGUUUGAUACAACAUGUAUGCUACUCACAGGCUUUGAUCCUGGCUGCCUCUCUCUUGAACUCGCUCACGUUCCCUUCUUGAAAGCCAUGGAUGAUAUUAAAGAUGCAUGUUUCGUUCGCCAUUUAUUGCCCCAAAGUGUUUGGAAGUUGCAACAAUGGCUUGGAAUUGGGCCUGAAAAGAAACUAAGCAAAGCAAGGGAAGUCCUUGACCAAGUUAUAGGCCAGUAUAUAUCGAUGAAACGUGACAAAUUGAGCAAUGCAACAGAAUAUAAGGAAGAUGAAGAGGGUUAUGAUUUAUUAACAUCAUACAUAGUCAAUGACGGAGAAACAACAACAGGGCUAAAGUUUGACGACAAGUUCUUAAGGGAUACCAUUCUAAACCUCAUGUUCGCGGGGAGUGACACAGUUGCCUCGGGCCUUACUUGGUUCAUCUGGCUAGUUAUAACGCACCCCGAGAUUGAGAAGAAUAUAAGGGAAGAACUUAAGGCAAUUGUUCUGGUUCAAGAAGCCAAAAAAUGGAGGCUUUUUAAGCCGGAUGAUGUGAAAAAUGUAGUAUAUUUACAUGCUGCAUUGUGCGAAUCGUUAAGGCUAUAUCCCCCUGUUGCAUUCCAGCACAAGACUCCACAAGAACCUGAUAUUCUCCCUAGUGGACACCGUGUUCAUCCGAAUAUGAAAGUGAUGGUGCCUUUAUACGCAAUGGGGAGGAUGAAUUCCAUUUGGGGAAAAGAUGCAUCGGAAUUCAAGCCAGAGAGAUGGAUUUCAGAUCAUGGAAAGGUCAAACACGAGCCUUCUUACAAGUUCUUUUCUUUCAAUGCAGGACCAAGGACUUGUAUAGGGAAAGAUGUGGCUUUUACUCAAAUGAAAAUUGUGGCUGCUACUAUCAUUCAUAAUUACCAAAUUGAAAUAGUAAAAGGCCAUACAAUUUGUCCCAAUUUCUCUGUUAUGCUUUACAUGGAACAUGGCUUCAAAGUUAGGAUUAAGAGGAGGUGGGCAUAGUACUUAAUAUUUCUCCUUUCAUCCCUUUUUUUUAUUUUUUGGUUUUGAUCUGCAUGUGGAAGGAUAUAGUCCAUCUUCAUGAAUCCCCAAGGUAUAGGGUUACUUGUAUUUCAUUUUCAAAUAAUGUUAAGUUCAUUAGCCUAAAAAGCAAAGAACAAUAAACAUAUGUUUCCUAUUUUCAUGGUACGGUUCUGUUGGGAUUGAAAUAGCAUGACAUUAUGCGGAAGCUAAUAAUUGCAAACCUUUAAGGCGAUAAAUCAGAAGACAAAGAACAUAUACUAAAAAGCAUAAAAUUAUAAUAUGAUUUGGUUAAG